ACAGAAUACAAGCAAUAAAUUUGAUUUAGAUAUUUAUUUACUAUAAAACGAGAAUAUCAUGUUCGUAGAUGUUAUAAUAAUAGUUAAACGUUAAUUAUACUAAUACAGUCCCUUAGAAUAGGGUUUGAAGUUUUGUAUUCGACAAUUCAUAUUUUGCUUAGGAAACAAAGAUUGGUGCAUUUAUGAGUAGUAUACAUUGCAUUAACGUAACCUGAAUCAGAACCUCGUUAAGAAAUCUUGUCAAUCGAAUUGCACAAUAGAUGGUACGUAGUCUUAGAUCCGAUUUAAAAAUUACAAUAUUAACUAUAGCUAAGAAGCAUAUAUUCUGAAGCUUAUAUGUACAGGUAUAUAUCUUGUGGAGCUCUGUAUGCGUAUUAUACACAUAUAAGAGAAUUAUGAUGAGCAUGCCGUAGAACUCCAUUAAUUAUCUAUUUGUUUAUUAAGGGAUAUAUUAUUUUUUAUUAGAAAACAAGACAGCGUGAGGUGGAGAACAUGCAUGCAAGAUCAAAUUGAAGUCAUAUAUAUUUACGUAACAAGUUUACUUGAAACCCAUGCAAGUCCCAUGCACUCAAACCCUUCUAUAUAAACCCCUCCAAGUUCAUCAUCCAGUCAUAAUCAAAUUAGCCAUUACACAAACUACAAAGUCUCUCAACCAUGGCAAUUCCAAAAGCUCACUACUCUCUAGCCAUCCUUGUCAUUCUCUUUGUCGUUUCAAAUAGCCAAAAUGCCUGCAAUCCAGAAUGCAAGGCUAAAGAACCCUUCAACUGCGAUAAUUCUCUUACCUUCAACCGAACUGGAUUUCCAAAGAACUUUACUUUCGGUGCGGCUACUUCCGCCUACCAGAUCGAGGGUGCUGCACAUAGAGCCCUUAAUGGAUGGGACUACUACACUCAUAGAUAUCCAGAAAGGGUUCCAGAUCGCAGCUCCGGAGACGUUGCUUGUGAUUCCUAUGACCUUUACAAGGAGGAUGUCAAGUUACUGAAAAGAUUGAAAGUUCAAGCAUACCGACUCUCCAUAGCCUGGUCAAGGGUCUUACCAAAGGGAAGACUGACUGGAGGAGUGGACGAGAACGGGAUAACAUACUACAACAAUCUCAUUAACGAGUUAAAAGCUAAUGGCAUAGAGCCAUUUGUGACUAUAUUUCAUUGGGAUGUUCCCCAAACUCUAGAAGACGAGUACGGAGGCUUCUUAAGCCCACGUAUAGUAGAGGACUUCAAGAACUAUGCGGAGCUUCUAUUCCAAAGAUUCGGAGACAGAGUCAAGUUUUGGAUCACUCUAAACCAGCCUUACUCUCUCUCAUCCAAAGGUUAUGGAGAUGGAUCAUAUCCACCGGGAAGGUGCACUGGCUGUGAAUUUGGAGGUGAUUCAGGAACCGAACCUUAUAUAGUCACGCAUCACCAACUUCUAGCCCAUGCAGAAGCGGUAUCUCUAUACCGAAAAAGAUAUCAGAAAUUUCAAGGUGGUAAGAUAGGAACGACCUUGAUCGGGAGAUGGUUUGCCCCGCUAAACGAAACUAGCGAUCUAGACCAGGCUGCUGCAAAACGAGCAUUCCAAUUCUUCGUUGGAUGGUUCUUGGAUCCAUUGGUGUACGGAGAAUAUCCAAGGAUAAUGAGAGAACUCGUUGGAGACAGAUUGCUAAAUUCACACCUCAAGAAUCAGAUUUAG
Messenger RNA from Brassica napus (rape), 1665 nucleotides. RefSeq names its product myrosinase 4-like. Gene Ontology annotation, biological process: carbohydrate metabolic process. Bases 655 to 1665 code for a protein of 336 amino acids. The transcript is spliced from 9 exons. Gene Ontology annotation, molecular function: beta-glucosidase activity. The record is from RefSeq and is a predicted model, not a curated record. NCBI's taxonomy places the organism in Eukaryota, Viridiplantae, Streptophyta, Magnoliopsida, Brassicales, Brassicaceae.